UCCCUCUAAAACCAUUUUGAUAUUCACGACAAGGUCCGGUUGUUUCGGUUAGGGUUCCUCGCCGAACACACAUCCAUCCAUCACCUUCCCCUAGUUCCGUAAGUGUUUCCGAAGAGCCAUGGAAACUGGGAAACGAGACAGGGAAGACAUGGAAGUGCAACCCUCCUCUCCGAGGAAACCACGUGUACUACUCGCUUCAAGCGGAAGCGUCGCCGCCAUCAAAUUCGGCAAUCUCUGCCAUUGUUUCACAGAGUGGGCUGAAGUGAGAGCCGUCGUCACGAAAUCGUCUCUGCAUUUCGUCGACAGACUCUCUCUCCCAGGGGAAGUGACUCUGUACACUGAUGAAGAUGAGUGGUCGAGCUGGAACAAGAUCGGCGAUCCUGUGCUUCACAUCGAGCUCAGACGCUGGGCUGAUGUUUUGGUCAUUGCUCCUUUGUCUGCUAACACAUUAGGGAAGAUUGCUGGUGGGCUGUGUGAUAAUCUUCUGACUUGUAUCAUUCGAGCUUGGGAUUAUAGCAAACCGCUUUUCGUAGCACCUGCGAUGAAUACUUUGAUGUGGAACAAUCCUUUUACAGAAAGGCAUUUGUUGUCGCUUGAUGAACUUGGAGUCACGCUUAUUCCUCCCAUCAAGAAGAGAUUGGCGUGUGGGGACUAUGGUAACGGCGCCAUGGCUGAGCCUUCUCUUAUCUAUUCCACUGUCAGGCUCUUCUGGGAGUCGCAGGCUCAUCAGCAAAGUGGUGGUACAAGUUAAAAAGACCAUGGUGGUGUCCACUUUGCAUUGGUUGGUUCUGUUUUCAGUGUCAUAGAUAAUAGAUGAUUAUUCAGUUUGUAAUGCUUGUUUAUUGUACAUCUUUAAAACAGCUGUCUGGAAUCUGGGUUGAUGUCUCAACUCAUGUUGCUGUAGAAAACUAUUUAAGUUUAUCUAAGCUUAGUAUUAAACUA
Messenger RNA from Raphanus sativus (radish), 942 nucleotides. RefSeq names its product phosphopantothenoylcysteine decarboxylase. Gene Ontology annotation, molecular function: phosphopantothenoylcysteine decarboxylase activity; FMN binding. Lineage: Eukaryota; Viridiplantae; Streptophyta; Magnoliopsida; Brassicales; Brassicaceae. The record is from RefSeq and is a predicted model, not a curated record. Gene Ontology annotation, biological process: coenzyme A biosynthetic process. Bases 119 to 751 code for a protein of 210 amino acids. The transcript is spliced from 2 exons. Gene Ontology annotation, cellular component: phosphopantothenoylcysteine decarboxylase complex.